Messenger RNA from Anguilla anguilla (European eel), 4591 nucleotides. It is a transcript of the gene mical1, whose product is annotated as microtubule associated monooxygenase, calponin and LIM domain containing 1. The transcript is spliced from 25 exons. Gene Ontology annotation, molecular function: protein binding. Bases 355 to 4512 code for a protein of 1385 amino acids. NCBI's taxonomy places the organism in Eukaryota, Metazoa, Chordata, Actinopteri, Anguilliformes, Anguillidae. The record is from RefSeq and is a predicted model, not a curated record.
GCCAAAAUGCAUGUGCGCUUGUGUGGGCUCACGCCUGCGCUAAGAGGUGUCAGGUAGACACACGUGAUCCGUUUUGCGAACAACCGAUCAGAUCCAUAACGCUUGAAUUUUGUCGCCCGAAGUUAUAUAUUUUUAAAUAUAAAACUGCAGACCUGAGCAGAUGUAGCCUACUCCUUAUUGGAGACGCUGAAGAGACACCCGCGUGAGUCGUAGCAGAGUGGACUGGAUGCUACACGCUUGAGUCCUCUGUUUCAGUGGGCAUCGUGGAGACAGGAUUUAUGGUCCACGGUGGGAACGGUGUGAAAAGCAGAGCUCCGUGAUUCUGGCAGUUUUCCCCAGCCUUGGUGCAUCAGCAUGGGGCCCCAGGGUGAUCCCAGCCCCUCCCACGCCUCCUUCGACAGCUUCCUCCAAUCGCAGAGCUGCAAGGACGUGCUGCAGAACUUCGCCGAACUCUGUCGCCACCUGGAGGUGGACCCUCGCGACUAUCGGGUUUUCUACUCUAAGCUCAAGGAGAGGCUGAACUACUGGAAAGCCAAGGCCCUCUGGGCCAAGCUGGACAAGCGAGCCGCUCACCCGGACUACCAGCAGGGCAAGGCCUGCGCCAAGAACAAGUGUUUGGUCCUGGGUGCGGGGCCCUGCGGAUUGCGGACGGCCAUAGAGUUGGCUUUCCUGGGGGCCCAGGUGGUGCUGUUGGAAAAGCGAGACUCUUUCUCCCGUAACAACGUGCUGCACCUGUGGUCCUACACCAUCCAGGACCUGCGCGGCCUCGGGGCCAAGAAGUUCUACGGAAAGUUCUGCACUGGCUCGCUGGACCACAUCAGUAUUCGGCAGCUGCAGCUGAUCCUGUUGAAAGUAGCUCUGCUCCUGGGGGUGGAGGUACACACUGGUGUGGAGUACAGGGGCCUCCUGGAGCCAAAGGUCCAGGAUAACGGAGUUACAGGAUGGAGGGCGGAGCUUCGGCCCCCGUCCCACCCCAUUGGCUCAUUCGAGUUUGAUGUUUUCAUCUCUGCAGGAGGUGGCCGCUUUGUCCCAAAAGGCUUCAGGAGGAAGGAGCUUCGGGGGAAGCUGGCCAUCGGCAUCACUGCCAACUUCAUCAACCACCGCACGGCCGCCGAGGGACAGGUGGCUGAGAUCAGCGGCGUGGCGCGCAUCUACAACCAGAAGUUCUUCCAGAACCUUCUCACAGAGACAGGAAUUGACCUGGAGAACAUUGUCUACUACAAAGAUGACACCCACUACUUCGUCAUGACCGCCAAGAAGAAGAGCCUGUUAAACAAAGGAGUUUUAAAGCAGGACCACAGCGACGCCGAGCAGCUCCUCUCCCCGGCCAACGUGAACCAGGACGCCCUGCACCAGUACGCCCGCGACGCGGCCCACUUCUCCACGCAGCGGCGCCUGCCCAGCCUGGAGUUCGCCCGGGACCACGCGGGCCGGCCCGACGUGGCCGUCUUCGACUUCACCUGCAUGUUCCGCGCCGAGAACGCCUCGCUGCUGAUGGAGAGGAGCGGGAGGAAGCUGCUGGUCGGCCUGGUGGGAGACUGCCUGGUGGAGCCCUUCUGGCCCCUGGGCACGGGGAUCGCUCGCGGGUUCCUGGCUGCCUUCGACGCGGCCUGGAUGGUGCGGCGUUGGGGCCUGGGGGUCCCUCCCCUGGAGGUCAUAGCCGAACGGGAGAGCAUCUACCAGCUGCUGUCUCAGACCACACCGGAGAACACCAGCAAGAACUACAACGCGUACAGCAUCAACCCAACCACGCGGUACCCCAACAUCAACCUCAGCUCCAUCAGAGCCAAUCAGGUGCAGCACCUCUGCGAUGUUGAAGACCACACCGACAGCAACAGGCAGAGCAGGAAGCAGAAAGCCAGGGUGCCACACCUGCGCCAAGACUCAGUGGGUGGUUGUGAGGACCUGCUGAGCUGGUGCCAGCAGUGCACGGUGGGGUACGAGCGGGUGAAGGUGGAGGAUCUGACCCAGUCCUGGAGAUCGGGCCUGGCACUGUGUGCCCUCAUUCACCACCACAGACCCGCCCUCAUUGACUUCUCGUCUCUCGACGAGACGGACGCCGCCCGCAAUAACCAGCUGGCGUUCGACGUGGCGGAGAGAGAGCUGGGCAUCCCCCCCAUCAUGUCCGGGAGCGACAUGGCUGCUCAGAACCAGCCCGAUCGGCUGGCCAUGGUGCUCUACCUCACCCAGUUCUACAACGCCUUUGCUCAAAGGCCUCCCCCUGCUGAAGCAGCUCUCCGCCUGGCUCCUUUCAAGCCCAUCUCGUUUGCCAGCACGCAGUCGGUGGUCAGCUUCCUGAGCAAGCUGAAGCUCAACUCCCUGCAGAGGCGCAAGGAAAAACUGGCAUUUGAAAAAGAAGACAGAGAGAGACUGAUGAGGUCGGAGAAGAAUGACGAUCCUGUGGGCUCCCCGGUGUCCCCGGGCAGCAGUGAGGUGUGUUAUUUCUGUGGGCAAAGGGUGUAUGUGCUGGAGCGGGUCAGCACCGAGGGGAAGUUCUUCCACCGCGGCUGCUUCGCCUGCCACCAGUGCGGCUCCACCCUGCGGCUCGGCAGCUACGGCUUCAGCCAGCUGACAGGAAGGUUCUUCUGUGCACAGCACUCGGAGGAGUCGGAGCUGGACCCCCCCAGCAGCACACAGGAAACUCCAGGGGGCGACAGUGAGUCUGCCCUCCCACAGUCGGAAGAGAGCCAGGAGCUCAGGCCAGCCCAGGCCAGCACAGAAACUCCAGGGGGCGACAGUGAGUCUGCCCUCCCACAGUCAGAAGAGAGCCGGGAGCUCAGGCCAGCCCAGGCCGGCACAGAGACUCCAGAAAAGAUUCAGAUCCCCGAGUCUCCAGGAGACCCCGGGCACCCGGAAUGUUCCGCCAGCCCGGGGCAUGGCUCUGGGGCGGAGCCACGGGAGCACGGCGACGCAGAGGUUGAAGGUACGGUGGCCCCAGAGGCUCAUUCGGACGACUCUCCGACCCCGGCGUCCGUCCCUACGCAGCCCGGCCGGGAAGAGGUUCCGGAUAAACUUGACGACAUCGACAUCGACAGCCACAGCGACAGCGAAGGAGAGUCCAGCGCUCUCUGCACCAGCCAGCAGGGGGCAGACAGCCCCGCUGCACCUCACCCCGUGCCGGCCGUCCGCACCUCCCACCUGGCCGUCAGGGUUCGGGUGGAGUCCUGCGACGACGCGCCCGAGGCUCCGGCCGAACCCCUGCCGGUGCCCAAACCGCGCUCCCUCCCUCCCAAGGCCCCGAGCGUCCCGCAGCUGGUCACCCCCUCGGGCGAGGAGGAGGCGCGCGGGGACGACGCGUCCCCCCAGAGGGACGAGGAGGAGGCGCACGAGGACGGCACGCCCCCCCAGAGGGACGAGGAGGGGGCCCCCCCCUGCCCCGGCACGCCCCAGGGCUCCCGGCCCAAACAGCCGCUGAGGAAGCUUCAGCUGACGCCCGAGGAGAAGAGCCAGCUGGUCAGCCUCAGCUUCGGCCAAGACUCGGACUCCGAGGCCGCCGCCUUCCUCCCCUCGCCUUCCUCCCCGUCCUCUUCCUCCUCCGCGCCCACCAAGCCCCCCCGGAACCCCCGGAGCCUGCUAUUGGCCGAGCCUGUGGAGGAGGCGGAGCCCUGGGGCAGGGGCCCGUCGGGGAGCGUGCGGGAGCAGAGCAAUCGGCGCUCCUUCAGGAGGAAGGAGGAGCCGGCGGGGCAGCAGCCGCCCUUCCCCCACAAGCCCCGCUCCAAGUUCUCCCCCUGGAACCUCUCGUCCCCGCGCCUGGGCAGGGAACACAGAUUCGGGGGCAUCGCCGGGCACCUGGAGAAGUCAGGGGCUAGAGCGCAGGUUGAUGGCAACCUAUCGGAUGAGGCAGCAGAUCAUGAAGAUGACGAUGACGACGAUGAUGAUGACGACGAAGAGGACGUUUUCGGUGGGGAUGACGUCAUGGAUCUGUUUGAUGAAAAGUUCAGUGCUCUGCCCUCUGACCCUGUGGAGGCCCAGAAGUUGGAGCUGAUGAAGAUGCGGACCCUGGAACGGCGAGCCAAACUGUGCGAGAUGCAGCGCUUCCACAAAGCACAGUCUAUUCAGCGGCGUCUGGAGGAGAUCGAGGUGACCUUCAAAGAGCUGGAGGAGAAAGGGGUGCAGCUGGAGCGCGUGCUCAGGGGAGAGGCAGGAUCGCCCGGGCCCUCUGGUAUGAUAGAUCAGUGGAUCCAGCUGGUGCACCAGAAGAACGCUUUGGUCUCAGAGGAGUCUGACCUCAUGGUGGCGUCUCGGCAACUGGAGCUGGAGGAUAAGCAGAGCAUUCUGGAGAUGGAGCUGCGCAGAUACAUGGAGAUGGACGAGUCAGAGAAGAGCUCCCAGCAGCGGGCAGAGGAGGACCGGGUGCUGCAGGAGAUGCUGGAGGUGGUGGACAUGCGGAACUCCCUGGUGGCGUUCCUGGAGGAGAAGCGGCUGAAGGAGAUCAACGAGCAGCUGCACUGCGUCUCUGUGCUGGAGCCAAAGAGAUCCCACACAGGAGGGGCUCAGGUGCACUGGGCCUGAACACUGGAGACACACACACACACACAUCCUCAGACACACACACACUCACACACACACACACACUCACACUCACACACUC